UCUGUAGUGCGCCACAUUGUCAAUUAUAUCUAUCGCUUUGAUAAAGCAAAACCCGAAUAGCUUCGCACUGCCGCCGCUACGUGUCGUGGCACGAACGAAUUUAUCGCUGCAUUGCAGUAUCGACCGGUUCUUUUUUCCUCCGAUCUGACCUCAUACAUUCCCACACCUUUGCAUGGCGCUACUUCUCUCACACGCAUCCUCUCUUGUGCCCCUUAUCAUAAUCGUGCUGCUACCAAUAGUAGAAGCGGUGGCGGUAGUGGCGUCUUCGAUCGACACCCCCGACAGUUUUUCGCAGGACGCUUGUUGCUUCUGUACACAAGCGACGAGCGUAAACUCGCCCUACCGUUCCAAAAAAGCCGCGUCGUGAAUCGUUAAUUGUCCCUCUGAUGAGCGAGUGCUACCUAUUGCUUGCGUUGAGGAGGUAUCUUGCAGGAAAUCAGCAAAGCAAGAAUGAAAUCCGAAAGGAGCAAUGGUUAUCUAGCUUCGACCAAUGUCGCCGAACAAUCGGCUGAUUUGCCAGGAUCAACUAGUCAAGAUAAUAUAUCUACUGCAAAUUCUCUUCAAUCAUUGGAAAAACAUCGCCAUGUCACAGAAGCGGAAAAAAGUCGUCGUGAGUGUAGAGAAGAAGUUGGAAGCAAUUAGAAGAUUGGAUAGAGGAGAAAUAAUUCGCAAUGUCGCGGCCGACUAUGGUGUUGGAGAGACCACCGUGGGCGAUUGGCGUCGAAAUCGAUCUAAUUUAGAGCAAUUCGCGAUAAAAUCCGGCGGUGCGAUGACAAGUCGUAAAACGAUGAAACCGGCAGAGUAUGAUAAAGUUGACGAAGCUUUAUUUCUAUGGUUCACUCAAAUGAGAGAAAAGCGACUGGCAGUAUCAGGCCCCAUUCUACAGGCAAAGGCCAAGAUGCUUGCAAAACAGUUUCCCGAUGAAAGCGAGACUUUUACAGCAAGUUGCGGAUGGCUCGACAGGUGGAAGAAAAGACACGCUAUUCGUCAGUUAAGCAUCUGUGGCGAAAAAAUGUCAGCUGAUGAAGGUAGAUUGACUGAGUUUAAAGAAGAAUUCAAUAAGCUUGUAGCGGAAGAAGGAUACUUGCGAGAUCAAAUUUAUAACUGCGACGAGACUGGCCUAAAUUUUCGAAUAAUGCCUUCUAAGACAUUAGCCUCACGAGAAGAAGCGGUUGCUCCGGGGUAUAAAAAGAAUAAGGAAAGGGUUAGCAUUUUAGCAUGCAGUAACUCGUCCGGAACACACAAACUCCCACUAAUGUGUAUCGGGAAAUCGGCUAAACCCAGAGCGAUUAAACACAUCAAAUCGGAAGCCUUACCAGUGUACUACGCGCAUCAAAAGAGUGCUUGGAUGAGUCGCGAUCUUUUCCAAAAAUGGUUUUUCGAACAAUUCGUCCCUUCGGUUGAGAGAUUUUUGAAAAAAAAUGGUCUUCCUAGAAAAGCGAUUUUGUUACUCGACAACGCUCCAUCGCACCUGAACGAGUCGGCUCUCAGAAGUGAACACAUCAUCGUCAAAUUUUUCCCACCGAAUGUAAUUACCUCCAUUGGACAACCAAUGGAUCAAGGCGUACUCGAGACGUUUAAACGUCAUUACCGACGUUUUUUACUUCAAGAAAUUCUGGAAAAAAGCGCCGCGGGUAGUACCUUCAAAGAGUGUUUGCUUGCAAUAAACAUAAAAAGCGUUAUUUACUGGUCAGCUCAAGCUUGGGAUGCUGUCCAAAGGCACACGCUCGAAAGAUCAUGGGCAAAAAUCUUGUGUUCUAACAACCAAAGCGAUGAAGUAGCAGACGAUGUGGAUUUGCACAGCAUCAUGGAGCAGAUCCCUGGUUGUGAAAACGUCGACAGAAACGACACUGAAGAAUGGGUUUAUGGUGACGAUUGUAAACAGGAACUUACACAUGACGAAAUUGGCCAACUCGUAAAUUCUGGAGAAGAAAACGCGGACGAUAUAGAAGACAGUGAAACGGAAGAAAGUCCGCAAAUCAGCCACGAAGAAGGAUUAAAUGCGCUUGAACUAGCUCUUAAAUAUAUCGAGGAACAGCCGGAAAGUACUGCAAGUGACCUCUUAUUGAUGAAACGAUGGCGAGAUAUUGCAGCUAGAAAACGCAUGAGCAGGUUGAAACAGUGCUCUAUUACUGACUUUCUUAAGCCACGUUAGUAACUUAAGUAAUGCUUUGUACACCAAAAAUUAAUCUACGUUCGUUAAAUUUUUACUUUUAUAUGUUCAUGGGGUUAAAUUCCAUUGUAGCAUUUUAAAUAUAUAAAAAAUAAUAAAAGUUUUCGAAUUUUGUGUUUCUUCUGUGUUAUCCGAGUUUUCGCUUAUCCGAGGUACCCCCUCCCCACAUUACCUCGGAUAAAAGAGGUUCUACUGUAUACAAUAGACAAGCACAUAGGCAGAGAGGGAGGGAAGAAAGAAGAAAAGAGAUCGUAUUUACCUCCAAAUUAUUGUACAUUUUUUAUUUCCAUUUUUAUAAUUGAUGACCCUUUUUUAGUCUGUAAGAAAGAGGAAUAUAGUAAAAUAGGAAUAAGCUGAAUACUAACCAAUUAAAAUAGAAUUUUAUUAAUUGCCCACACAUCAAAACAAGUUUC
Vollenhovia emeryi is the source of this 2586-nucleotide messenger RNA. Its product is annotated as jerky protein homolog-like. The record is from RefSeq and is a predicted model, not a curated record. Bases 491 to 2155 code for a protein of 554 amino acids. Lineage: Eukaryota; Metazoa; Arthropoda; Insecta; Hymenoptera; Formicidae. The transcript is spliced from 4 exons. Gene Ontology annotation, molecular function: metalloendopeptidase activity; DNA binding. Gene Ontology annotation, cellular component: plasma membrane; nucleus. Gene Ontology annotation, biological process: protein processing.